Molecule: messenger RNA, 249 nt
Organism: Fusarium coffeatum
Lineage: Eukaryota; Fungi; Ascomycota; Sordariomycetes; Hypocreales; Nectriaceae
Exons: 1
Coding region: 1-249 (82 amino acids)
Source: RefSeq, a predicted model, not a curated record
AUGAAGACCGAAAAGGCAACUACGACUGCCCGAUCCCCCAUGUUGGGCCGUUUUAUCUCUCACCAAGAUGAGAGCGAAUCAGGUGUCCAAGGCCGUUUGAUCCUUGGUACACUAGCCCCAUCUGUGGCAGAGAAGACUACAGAGAUGAACAUCAAGUUGCAAGGUCUUGGUCACGAAGCAGUGGCAGUCAAUUUGGGAUACAAGGACAAGAUGACCCAGGAGCUUGAUCAUCUUCUUGGAGGAAAAUAG